Messenger RNA from Gopherus flavomarginatus (Mexican gopher tortoise), 2816 nucleotides. It is a transcript of the gene SAMD11, whose product is annotated as sterile alpha motif domain containing 11. Gene Ontology annotation, molecular function: protein binding; DNA-binding transcription activator activity, RNA polymerase II-specific; RNA polymerase II cis-regulatory region sequence-specific DNA binding. Bases 92 to 2788 code for a protein of 898 amino acids. Lineage: Eukaryota; Metazoa; Chordata; Testudines; Testudinidae. The transcript has 14 exons. Gene Ontology annotation, biological process: positive regulation of transcription by RNA polymerase II. The record is from RefSeq and is a predicted model, not a curated record.
ACUCCAGCCAGAGCGGGGGCAAGUUGCACCAGAGACAUCAGAGCCACUGUGCUUUGGAGAGGCGAGGGCGCACUGGGAGCGCAGCGGCACCAUGCCUGCUAUCAAGAAGGAGCGACUUGACAGGGAGGAGAUGGCCCUGGCUGCCUUUAACCAGCCCAUGGAGACCUUACCUGACUAUCUGGCCCCUUUAGCGGCCGCUGCCAUCCCGGUGGUGACCCCCCACCCUUCGGCUUACGACCAGAUCUUUGCCCACCACCACCGUGCCUACCUGGGCUUCCCCGAGACCCACCACCCGCACCACCCCCAUCACCACCUCCCCGAGGACCUGAUGCUGGAGCGCUUUUCCUCCAUCCCGGAUUUCCAGCCCUUCUUUGACAACGGAGAGCCGUGCAUCGAGGUGGAGUGCGGGGAGAACAAGGCGCUGCUCUACAUCAGCAAGUUAUGCCAGGGCAGCAAAGGACCCUCCAUCCGGUACCGGGGAGAGUGGCUCACCCCUAACGAGUUCCAGUUUGUCAGCGGCAGGGAGACCGCCAAGGACUGGAAGCGGAGCAUCCGGCACAAAGGGAAAAGUUUGAAGACUCUUAUGUCCAAAGGAAUCUUACAGGUACAUCCUCCAAUCUGUGAUUGCCCUGGGUGUCGAAUUUCGUCUCCAGUGAACCGGGGUCGCCUGGCCGAGAAGAGAACGAUCCCUCUGCCUCCCACCAGGCUCCCAAAGAAAGAAUUGACCUCCAUUUUCUCACAUAGCGACGACAGCGAGGAGAGUGACAAGGCCAAUGGUCAACACCCCGAAGUGAAGCAGGAGGAGGAUCUGCAUAUCAGUAUCAUGAAAAGAAGGAUACACACCCACUGGGAUUUAAACAUCUCCUUCCGAGAGACCUCUUGCAGUCGCGAUAACGACCUUUCCACCAUCAUUUCCAACCUGCAUCAGAGCCGCCAACUCGUUAUGCCAGAGACCCAGAGUCGCUGUGAAUUCAAGAGAAACAGUAUUGAUGUCGGCUUAGGAGCAGCAGAUGAAAUUUUAGGCAGGAGAAGAGUAUGUUCUCCCAACAGCAGCAGUGAGUGUCCUUUAGAAAGCAAGAAAACCCGAAGCGAGUCCCCAAAGGAAAAUUCCCACACACCCGUGCUCGAAGACUCAGUGACUCAGAUGACCCCAGAGGAACACUACAGACGGAUGAUGUCAGCCCUGAACGAACACAGCACCUUUGAGGAGCAGCAGCAGCAGCGCCUCUACCAGUUGGCCAACAGCAUGGCAGUCCCCAGCCAUGGUGAUCUGCUCCGAGCGCGGCAAGAGGCGGCGGCGCGCAACCCCGCGGCCAUGGAGGCGCAUCUCCCCGCGGCCAGCAACUCGUCCAGCCAGCGCCGGAAACAGGGGCUCCCCCAGCACCGCGACACGCACUUCCCCGAGAGGGACAUGUCCCACCCACCGCCUCUGCUGUCACCCCAGAAUGCCCCCCACAUUGCGCUAGGGCCUCACUUGAGACCUCCCUUUCUGGGGGUGCCUUCAGCUUUGUGCCAGACGCCAGGUUACGGGUUUCUGCAGCCAGCACAAGCAGAGAUGUUUGCACGGCAGCAGGAGAUGCUGCGGAAACAGAACCUUGCCAGGCUUGAGAUGUCGGCCGAGAUCAUCCGCCAGAAGGAACUGGAGAAUCUCCAUCGACAGAGGCUACUGGCCGGCGACCCACUGAGCCUGCACCCGGCCUUACCCCAGGACCACCCGGCCUUGCGGAAUAUGCACGACAUCCCCGAGGGGCACCCUCUGAGGGACGAACUCUCACGGAGGAACGCCAUGCUGGUGCUCCGGCACAACAACACGCCGCUGCUGUCGCUCAACCAUGGGGUCCCCAGCGCCACCCCGCCCAAGGAGCAGGGCCGGCGGGGGAGCCGGAAAUCAAUGCACCACCGGGCUGAGCCUCCAGGUCUGCAUGAGGCCAAGGAGCUGGCCGAGCCCCGGGCACGGGAUGGUGUGCCCGACUGCAACGAUGAGGAGAUGAAAGACUCAGAGAGUGAUGCUGAAGUGAGCGACGAGAAGCCGGAGAGCCUGAAAGCUGAGAGCAGCAGCUCAGUCAGUGAACUCAAAGAGUGCAAAGAGACAAGCAAGGUCUAUGAGGGGGCCAAGGAGCUGAGCGAAGUGGUUUCUGGCCAGAAUGCCCCUUGCAGCUCCUCAAGCACUGAGUCGCCCAGCCACCUGCUUGGCCCAGGCAUCAGUAAAAAUGAGGUGAAAUACCUCCCUCCGGCCUCCAUCCCACCACCUCAGCCACUGCCCUUUGGAUUCCCUUAUACAAUGAGCCCUUAUUUCCACGCAGGCGCCAUGGGAGGUCUGUUCUUGGAUGGGGAGGAGAGCCCUGCGCUGGAAGACAUCAGCAAAUGGACAGUGGAGGACGUCUGUAACUUUGUGGGCAGUUUGUCUGGCUGUGCCGAGUACACUCAGGUAUUCAGGGAACAGGCUAUCGAUGGCGAGACGCUGCCUCUCCUGACCGAAGAGCACUUACUGAGCAACAUGGGGCUCAAACUGGGACCAGCUCUGAAGAUCAGGUCACAGGUGGCCAAGCGAGUUGGCAGGGUUCUCUACAUGGCAAGUUUCCCCAUGGCAUUCCCGCUGCAGCCGCCGGGCUUACGGCCUCCAGACCGAGACCUGGCGCCUGCUGAGCUCCGCCCAUCCUCUACAGGCAGCGUAUCCUCCCCGUACAGCAGCAGCCUGCUGCCCGCUAGCCGCAUCUCACCAAAGCAGGAAAAUGGAAACUCCUCAUUAAUGGCUGGAAUCAACGACACCCCGAAACCUCCCUCGUAACUGCACAGCCGCUUAACUCCCUCCAGUA